Messenger RNA from Humulus lupulus (European hop), 4028 nucleotides. RefSeq names its product putative disease resistance protein RGA3. The record is from RefSeq and is a predicted model, not a curated record. Lineage: Eukaryota; Viridiplantae; Streptophyta; Magnoliopsida; Rosales; Cannabaceae. Gene Ontology annotation, biological process: defense response to other organism. The coding region runs from base 96 to 1343 and encodes 415 amino acids. Gene Ontology annotation, molecular function: ADP binding. The transcript has 2 exons.
UUUCAUUUUCUUAUAUGUCAUUACUCAUCUCAAACUAAGACAUUAAUUACUCAAAAAACAUACUUGCCUGCUUUAUCUCACCUUCUAAAACAACAAUGGCCGAAGGAGUUUUAUUCAAUGUUGCUGAAAGUCUUGUUGAGAUGUUGCAUUCUGCAGCAUUCGAAGAGGUUGGAGUGCUUUACUGUGUGAAGGACGAGUUUCAGAAACUUGUUGAUACGACAAACAUAGUUAAAGGUGUACUUCUUGAUGCAGAACAGAAGAUGGCUGUCGAUAAUAGUGUCAAAGCUUGGCUCAAACAGCUUGGAGACGCAUUUUUUGUUGCUGAUGACUUGGUGGACAAGUUUCAUACAAAAGCUAUGCAACGUAGAGUGAUGUCUGGGAAUAAAUUCACCAGACAGGUACGUGUUUUCUUCUCCAGCUCUAAUCAGCUAGUUUUUCGUAUUAAGAUGGGUCAUCAGAUUAAAGAUAUAAGAGAAAAACUAGAUGAUACAAGAGUCGUUAGCAACAACUUUAACUUAACUCAUCGUCCAAAAGAAACAAUAGUUGCUAGUGGAAGUAGUAUGAGGGAGACCUACUCUUAUGUGAGUGAAGAGGAAGUUAUUGGGAGAGAGGAUGAAAAGAAGGAAAUUAUUCAAUUGUUGGUGGAAAUGGAGUUUGAAGAGGAUGUGUCUUUCAUUCCAAUAGUAGGUAUUGGAGGGUUAGGAAAAACCACACUAGCUCAAUAUGUUUACAAUGAUGAGAAAGUCCAAAAACAUUUUGAACUCAAAAUGUGGGUGUGUGUUUCUGAUGUUUUUGAUGUCGAUUUACUAGUUGCAAAAAUUAUAAAGUCGGAUACUUGUACCAAUCUAGGAAACCUUGAGUUGGAACAGUUACAAAAUGAACUUAGAAGUAAGCUAAGUGGAAAGAAAUACCUCUUAGUAUUGGAUGAUGUGUGGAAUGAGCAUGGUGAAGAAUGGCAUAAAUUGGAGAUGUUGUUAAAGUGUGGAGGAAGGGGUAGUAGAGUCUUAGUAACUACUCGCAGUGAAAUGGUUUCUAGGAUAACUCAGACAGUUCAGCCAUUUAAAGUAAAAGGUUUGAGCAAAGAUAUGUCUUGGUACUUAUUCAAAAGAAUGGCAUUCGAGAAAGAACAAGAGCCGGUUGAGGGCUCAAAAAUAAUGGAGCUAGGGAUGGAGGUUGUAGAAAAGUGCAAGGGAGUUCCUUUGGCCAUAAGGACAAUAGGAAGAUUAUUGCAGGUAAGAUUAUGGCAGUCUCAAAACCCAGAAAAGGAGUUGUCAUGGUUUCUGAAUAGUGAAUUUGCAAAAAUAGAUCAAAUGAAAAUUACAUCUUACCCACCCUCAAGCUAAGUUAUAACCAUCUCCCUUCACAUUUGAAGCAUUGUUUUGCUUUCUGUAGUUUGUUUCCAAAAGAUCAUGAAAUUUGUGUGGGUGAGUUGAUUCAACUUUGGAUGGCACAAGGAUUUAUAAAAUGCUCUGAUCACAAAAACCAAUGUCUUGAAGAUAAUGGCUAUGAGUAUUUUAUAAAUCUCCUAUGGAGAUCCUUUUUUCAAGAACCAAAACAAGGCAGCCUGCAUAAUUUUGGUGACAUAAUAAUUUCAUGUAAAAUGCAUGACCUCAUGCAUGAUGUGGCUGUUUUGGUGGCGGGAUCAGAUAGUGUCAUAAUCAAUCAGAAUACUAAAAUCUCUAAUGGAAAACAUCUUCACAUGUCAUUAGCUGAUUUUGAUUUUGAUCUAGAAACCCACAAAUCAAGUGAGAUUUUAGAAUUCUUUUCUCAACAAAAAAGACUUCGAACUUUUCUUUUACAUAAUUGUCGAUAUUUGGGCUUCUCUAAACUUGAGGAUUAUUUGUCCAAGUUUAAGUGUGUACGAGCUUUGAGUCUUUCCCGCAUGGACAUUGAGGUGUUGCCAAAGAAUUUGUGUGAAUUGGAACAUUUGAGAUAUCUUAAUCUUUCUUAUGAUUCUGAAUUAAAAACGCUUCCAAGCUCUUUGGUAAGAUUACAGAAUUUGCAGACUCUAAAUCUCGUAGGUUGUGAAAACCUUGUUAGAUUACCUCGAAACAUGAAGAAAUUAGUCAACUUAAGGCAUCUUAUUAUUGAAGGAUGUUCAAGUUUGACAGAGAUGCCCCCUGAAUUUGGGUAUAUGACUUCCCUUCACACAUUAGAUAGAUUUGUUGCAUCUGAGUCGAGUGGGUUUCCUGAAGUGAGCAACCUUAUUAACAACUUACAAGGAGGCUUAAGAAUUGAAAGACUGAGACACACAAACUAUGUUGCAUCAAAAUCCACGGCACCAACUUUAAAGCGAGUCAUUUGUGAAGGGAAGCAUAAUCUUCAACUGUUGAUUUUAAAGUGGGAAGAAGUUGAUGAUGGCAAUAAUAUGAUGGAAAAUGAGGAGAUGGCACUAGAAGGUUUGCAGCCACCUUCCAGUGUAAAAGAGUUGCAAGUGUGGAAUUUCAUGGGCGUGAGUUCGGAGGUUGGCUUUCUUCAUUGGAUAACCUUGUUCUAUUGGAGUUAUACGAAUGUAAGAAUUGCCAAUAUCUCCCAAAAUUAGAUCAAUUGCGUUCUCUCAAGGAACUUAACAUUAAUUCUGUUGAAGCAGCGUACAUGUGCUCCUCGGCCGAAGAUGAAUACUUUGAUGAUGCCCACUUGUUCUUUCCAUCCCUGGUGAGUCUUUGUAUUGAAAAAUGUCCAAAUCUCAAGUGGUGGUGGUGGAAGAGGGGAUCAGAUGGUAAUGGGAUUAGAUCAUUUCCUCGUCUUUCCGAUCUAAACAUAUGGAAGUGCCCUAACCUCACUUCAAUGCCCUUGUUUCCAUGUAUUGAAACACUUGAUCUCACUGCAAGUAGUUCAAAGUCAUUCCAAGAAACGUGGAUAAUGAUGAGGGGGAAGAACACUCAAGCCAACAUUUCAUUCCUCAAGUCAAUCACCAUUAAGGAAUGCCGCGAUUUGACAACACUUCCGGAAGGGAGAGAGAACCUUCCUUCCCUUGAGUCUAUCACGAUAUAUAGCUGCCCCAAUUUGACAUCACUACUGGAAGGGGUUGGGAACCUUCCUUCCCUUAAGUCUGUCUAUAUAUACGGCUGCCCCAAGUUGAUUUCAUUGCUAAAAGGCAUUGGUAACCUUCCUUCCCUCGAGUCUGUCACCAUAGAUAAUUGCCCAGUGACUUCACUGCUUCCAGGAAUUGGAAACCUUCCUUCCCUUCAAGAUUUCAGGAUACGUCACUGCUCCAAUUUGACAGCAGCACUAGAAGGGAUUGAAGAGAUUGGAAACCUUCCUUCCCUUGAGACUACCAAUAUAUGCAACUGCCCCAAUUUGAUAUCACUUCCACGCAACUUGAGUAAUUUUAAAAAGUAUCAUAUUAUGUAUUGCCCCAAGUUGGAACAAAGAUGCUAUAAUUGAACUUUCUCGCUCCAUUGUACACGAUUAAAUAUCGAGCCUGCAGGACAUAGACGACCUCGAAUAUGGUGACCUCGGAGUGUUCAUGAUCUCGAAAAGGUGGCUCCGGAGACGCAUCCAUCUUCAGGGAUGGCCUCGGAUCAGGGGUCCCGAGCUCGACGCACAUACGAUCUCGAAAGCCACGUGACCUCGGGAGAUGUUUCUAGCUCGAAAGAUGGCGGGAAACCUGGGAAGCUAAAGCCUUGGAGAUAUAUGAUAACCACCUUGAAUAUCUAUAAGUGAUGUAAAUACGAAAUGUAAUCCUCAUUUAUUACUGUAAAUCCCCUAGAAUCGUGGGAUAUUAUUUGGACAGUUAUACGUCCCCUGGUCUUCAGGGGACGUUUCCUUUUAUAUCUGAUUAUAGGCAUUAAAAGCCAUUUAUUUCAUAUGCACAAAAAGAGUAACUACCCAAAAUAUGUGGGAUAGUAUUCUGCAUAUUUCUCUAUAAAUAGAGAGGUUAAGCACCAUUGUAAUGGACCGAAAAUUCUGAUCCUUGAGAGAAAACUCUGAAGAAUUCAUUCCUGAAGAAUUCUCAGAGAUAAUCUUGAGUAUUAAUAACAGAGACUCGUGGACUAGGCAGAUUUAACUGCUGAACCACGUAAAAA